AUUAAUGAGCGUCACAGCCAGUGACUACUGAGAUGUUCAACAAAAAGCCUCGGAGGAACUUUCGGCAGAGAAAAGGCGAGUCCAGUGACGAAGAGGAUGGACAGCAGAAGAGCGAAGAUAGAGAAGAUAACGGUAAAACGCCAGCUGUGAUAAAUAAACCGUCCAAAGUGCUCCAUGGCCGCGGUAUCUCCUGUAGCUCGAAGCGAGAAGCUGCUGCUCCGAAGCCCGACAGCAGUGUGGAGACAGCGGGGAGUACAAAAUGCUCAGACGGAGGGAAAAACAGCACAAUCCUCAGUUUUUCUGAUGACAAAGAAGCUGAGGAACUGGAGUUUAAAUUGAAGAAGUCAUCUCAAAAAGCUGUACUGUUCCAAGUGAAGAAGAAAGCGGUUCCACCUGACAACGACCCACAUAAUGAUGGUGCCCUAACAUCUGAUUGUCGAAAGCAAGAUUAUGGGAGCCAGGCUUCUCCAGAUUCUGUCCACCCUGAUGAUGAUGAUGAUGAUGAUGAUUCCAGAUCUCUGUCAGCUAGUUCCACCUCCAGCUUCUCAACAACUGAACAAGUUCCUAUCGCCAAUGCUAAAGCCAUUGCGGCAGCAAAGAGCCAGCGCUGUGCCGCUCGAACACAGAAAGAGUUUAUUCCACUUGGUAAAGAUGGCUACAGUUCCUCUGGUAGCACGCCAGAUCACCGCAGCAGAGAUGACGAGGAGGUCUCAGCUGAUGAUGAUUAUGAACCUGAUGAUCACGAGAGACGAAUUGAGUUUGCACCAAAAUUAAAAAGCAUCAGGGAAAAGAUUGCAGAGCAUCUAGGUAGUGAUAACAGUAUGUCAGGGACUGAUGGGGAGGAGCAGGAACUGUGGGAGGAGAUACAAAUUGAGAAGGGAAUCAAAAGACGUUCAGGAGAACAGAGUCCAUCUGGUAGUGAAUCCAGCAGCAGUAGCAGGCGAGGCCAACAAAGGCAAAAGAAAUGGCCACCAGGGGUCUUCAUCCCAGACAAUGUUCCUCUGGUCACUGUCUCAAUGGUGAAGAGGAGGAUCACUGGAAAACUAGACUCUAUGAAGGAGGUGCAUAGAUCACACCAGGCAGAGUUGAGGAGGAUGGAGGGAGAUGCUGAGAAUGCAAGAAGCUCUGUGGAAAUCCUGGAAGAAAAAUCAUCAGAGAAGCAGCUGAGGUUUUACAGAGCCAUGAUCCUUUAUGUCCACCACCUGGUGGAUUGUCUCCAGGAGAAGGUUGUUCAAAUCAACUCUUUGGAACUGGAGUUGCAUACUUUGCUGUCUGACCAGAUGGAGUCUCUGCUGGCACAGAGGCAACAGAAGAUUAAGGAGCAGGCUGAUUACCUGCAGCAUCUCAGCUAUAACAUGGAGGAGAACGGGAGCUCAGCUAAUGGAACACAGACCAAUGAUGAGAAGUGUGAAGUUAAAGUUCAGGGUGAUAUCGAUGAUAUGCCUGAGGACACACAACCGUCAGCUGAAGAAGAAGAGCAGCUGCAUAAAAAGAUGGCUGAUAUCCUAUUGAAGUCCCAGGUGGUCUUCUCUGAUGUCCAGGAUGAGUUUUCUAUCAUUAAAAACAUACUGUCCCACUUUGAAGAAUGGAGAGCGUCCUACUCUGACACCUACCACAGUGCCUACAUCUCUCUGUGUCUCCCAAAGUUGCUGAACCCCAUUAUUAGGCUUCAGCUACUGGCUUGGAACCCUCUAAAGGAUGCAGGUGGGGAUUUUGAAGACCUCCCAUGGUUCUCAGAAGUGGAGACCUUUUGUCAUGGACACGGCUAUGAGGAGCUUGAGCGCACAGACAGACAAAUCCUGUCUAAUGUCAUAGAAAAGACAGUCCUACCAAAAAUAACUGCCUUUGUAGACCUGGUAUGGGAUCCCAUGUCUCUCCGUCAGACAGUCUGUCUGUCUGAAGUUUGUCAUAGACUAAAGGAGGACUAUUCCAUCUUUGAAGGAGAGCAGAGUAAACCAGUCAAGGACCUCAUAGAGGCUGUGAGUGCCCGUUUGAAGAACUGUGUAGAUGAAGACAUCUUCAUUCCUCUGUACCCCAAGAAGUUUCUAGAAGAUGAGGCGUCUCCUCAGUGUCGCUUCAGAAACCAACAGUUCUGGAUGGCCGUAAAGCUGCUGGGUAACAUGGGAAAAUGGGACUUGCUGCUUCCGGAGUCUGUAUUAAAGGAACUGAUGUUGGACAAAUUGCUGAACAGAUAUCUGGUGUUCACCCUAUCCAGUCACACAUUGACCAGUGCCAUGCAUGGCUACAACAAGAUAGCAAAUAGUCUGCCACGCUCAUGGUUCAGAGGCGCCGAUUCCUGUUUGCCUCAGCUUCAGUCUUUUAGGAACUACCUUGUUGAGAAAGUUCAUUCUAUCUGCAAACAACAGCCCCAUGAAGAUCCUAACACCAGGUCUGCAGUGGUUGAAGUGCUGCAGGUGUUGAGUAGAAUCAGGUGCUUUAAUGCGAUCAGUGCACUAGCAGAGAAAUACCAUUAUGAAGAUCUCAUCUACGCUCACCAACUUCUGAACCAAGAGGGACUAUGAUUAAUCAAAUAUAGUCUGACAGAAUGGGACUCUCACAGCAAAUAUGUUGCAAUUCAGAUGUUCAGUUCAGAGUUGGAAUUACCCCCCCCCCCUGCCACAAGAUGAUGCUGGUUUAAAAAAGGAAAUCUCUUUUACAGAUUUACUGAAAGCAAUUCCCCCACAUUAACCUCGACUCUGUGAACUCCAAAUACAUUUUUUUUCCCGAUGGCAAGUUUUGGAGCGUGCAGGUCCUGCACUGUGACACUAGAGGGACAGUGAGAACCAUUUGGACAAAGGUACCAUUGUGUUCUGGAAAUCUAAUACUAGUUAAACCCGACCUUUGGCUAUUAUAGUAUAUCUUUAGUUCAGUUGUGAGGUGAGAAAUGCUGCAGAACAUCCUCAUAAAACAAACAUGGUAACUUCUGCAGCUUUUGCAUCUUAAGUAUGCAUUUGUCACGGUAAAAUGAAUGUGCAGACAUGCCGUUAACAUACAAACAUGGAAGCAAACAGAGAUGUUGCAAGUUUCCCUACUUGCAGGAGGCUUUUCAAUUUCAAUUUAUUUUCCUUUAUAUAGCGCCAAAUCACAACAGAGUUGCCUCAAGGCGCUUCACACAGGCUGUAAACAAAAUGUGUAAAGAUACUACAAAUGACAUUUUUCUGAAUUAUAGUAAAAGCAUUGUAACAGUGCAGUGCGCAGUAAAGCGUUUGUAUUGAAGGGUUGUUUAAAAAAAACAAAAAACCCAUAACUUCAUGUUUACCAUGCCCACAUUUAUUAGUAUUGGUUGUUCAAAAAGUGGUGAUAAUUGAUAUGUAAAAACUUUUCAAAGCUGUGGAGAGCUGCAUCCGUAUUUCGCACACAUGAUUUGACCUCAGCAAUGACCUUCACAAAAAUGUCAAUUGAGCAGUCACAUUUUUUUUUAAGUUAUUUUAAAAUUUCAAUACAUUCAAGCACUAGUACUUGAACAUGAUGCUGUCAGCAUAUUGAGGUUUGUUUAUAUGAAGAUAUAUUUAGAUAUGGAGACAUUUUCUAUGAAUAAAUGUUUUAUUGUUCUUA
This is a messenger RNA of Thalassophryne amazonica, 3555 nucleotides long. It is a transcript of the gene gcfc2, whose product is annotated as GC-rich sequence DNA-binding factor 2. The transcript is spliced from 19 exons. Gene Ontology annotation, molecular function: DNA binding. Bases 33 to 2522 code for a protein of 829 amino acids. Gene Ontology annotation, cellular component: nucleus. The record is from RefSeq and is a predicted model, not a curated record. Gene Ontology annotation, biological process: mRNA splicing, via spliceosome. NCBI's taxonomy places the organism in Eukaryota, Metazoa, Chordata, Actinopteri, Batrachoidiformes, Batrachoididae.